Molecule: messenger RNA, 1665 nt
Organism: Coniosporium apollinis CBS 100218
Lineage: Eukaryota; Fungi; Ascomycota; Dothideomycetes
Exons: 1
Coding region: 1-1665 (554 amino acids)
Biological process (GO): anaphase-promoting complex-dependent catabolic process; positive regulation of ubiquitin protein ligase activity; positive regulation of anaphase-promoting complex-dependent catabolic process
Cellular component (GO): anaphase-promoting complex
Molecular function (GO): ubiquitin ligase activator activity; anaphase-promoting complex binding; protein binding
Source: RefSeq, a predicted model, not a curated record
AUGGCAACUUUAGCUAUCUCGACCCCCGAAAAGCAAUAUGGCAGCAAAGCAUUCUCAACCAAGCUGGCGGGCGGGCGGCUGCCGCUUCUUAGCAGCCCGAAACUCCCGUCGCCUCGGACGGAGACUAUCCACGUACCGUCACCACCUCCCUCAACCCCCAGACCGCGGCGAAGCAUCGUCACCGCCUCCCCCCGCCCGGCCUGGGAAGGCCUUCCCCAGUCUGAACGGACGCUGCUUCCUACCUCCGCCAUCAGACGGAAGCCACGUACGAGGAAAGAGUACGGCAAGACGGACCGCUUCAUCCCAAACCGGAGGGUAGAUGAGGCUCCGAUUCGUACUGUCCGCACGCCGAGGGCCACAAGCUCGAAGCAGCCACCAUCAGUGCUGGCAGGCGCAGCGUACGGGUUGUCACUGGAAGGGCUCAGCUUGAAUGACGAUGAUGAUGACAACACGUCAUCACACGACAUACCACACUCCAAGCAGUCGCCGGACUCCAUAGCCUAUCAAUCCUCACUCUCUUCCGCCUGCGACAUGGCACCAACCACGCGCAUCCUCUCCUUUCAGCCGAAGGCGCCUGAAUCGUCGCGGCCAAUCGACCUCCGAGCGGUGUACAACCGCCCUCUCAUUCCACGUGCUCGGGGGGCUCAGCACCGUCGUCGCAUCGCAACAGCCCCCGAACGCGUACUCGACGCACCAGGUCUCGUUGACGACUACUACCUCAACGUUCUCGAUUGGUCGCGUGGCAACCAGAUCGCAAUCGCGCUUGAGCGGCAGGUAUACAUUUGGUCAGCGGAGACCGGGACGGUAGAAAACCUCUUCGAAACCAGCGCGGAGACAUACGUUUCAUCAGUCAAGUGGAGCAAUGACGGCGCCCAUCUGGGCGUCGGCCUCGGCACAGGAGAAGUUCAGAUUUGGGACGUGGAGGAUCAGACCAAGAUCCGCAGCAUGAACGGGCACGAGGAGCGCGUCGGGGUCAUGGGCUGGAACAAGCACCUUCUCUCCACCGGUGACCGCAAGGGCCAGGUGUUCAAUCACGAUGUUCGAAUCCGACAGCACAAGAUCGCUGACUUGGUUUCGCACACACUGGAGGUCUGCGGGUUGGAGUGGAGGGCUGAUGGAGCACGACUGGCUACCGGUGGGAACGACAAUCUGGUCAGCAUAUGGGACGCGCGGAAGCUCGAUGCGCCACAACACAGGAAGACGAACCACAACGCCGCCGUGAAGGCACUGGCCUGGUGCCCGUGGCGCAACAAUCUCCUGGCGACCGGAGGUGGCAGUGCUGACGGCAAAAUUCACUUUUGGAACUCGACAGAGGGCACCAGAGUUGACACCGUCGACACCAAGAGCCCAGUUACCGGCCUCCACUGGAGCCAGCACCACAAGGAGAUCAUGAGCACGGGCGGCUUUCCGAACAACAGUCUCACCGUCUGGACUUACCCCGAGCUCGUCAAGUCUUUCGAAGUCGGUGCCCACGAGGCGCGCAUUCUCCACAGCUCGAUGAGCCCUGAUGGAACGGUCCUGGCAACGGCGGGGCCGGACGAGUCGAUGAAGUUCUGGCGGGUCGGGGAGGGCACCAAGGGCGGGGAGCGGGGAGCAGGGCUGGUGAAGAAGGAGGGAGGUGAAGGGGAUAGGUCGGGUAUGGCGGGCCAGCUUGUAAUUCGCUGA